This is a messenger RNA of Paramecium octaurelia, 414 nucleotides long. NCBI's taxonomy places the organism in Eukaryota, Ciliophora, Oligohymenophorea, Peniculida, Parameciidae. The record is from the annotation of a GenBank genome assembly.
AUGAUAUCAAAUUAAAAUAAUUAAUAGAUUUCCUAAUACACAUUCAAUGGAAUAAUGAUUGGAUUCUUUGUACAAUAUUAAAUAACAAUGAAGAUUUAAUUGUGUCAGGAAAUAUUGAAUAAACAAUAAAAUUUGGAUGAAAAAGAAAGAAUGGUCGUGUUAGUAAAAACUAAAAAUCUUUCUGAUUAUGAUAUGGUUUAAAUUUUAAUUAAUAAUAAAACAGAGUUGUAUCAUGUUGUGCUAAUGAAAAAUAUUUAUUUUAGAACAAUAAGAAGAGAAUAAAGAUUAGAUUGUAAUAUAAAAGAUUACGGUCGAACAAGAUAAAUCAAUAGCUUACAAAGACAAGAUAUACUCAUCUAAAAUGUGGAUCAGAUUAAUUGUUUAUUUCAAUAAUCAUAAAAUGCAUCCUAUUGA